Molecule: messenger RNA, 1014 nt
Organism: Erythranthe guttata (spotted monkey flower)
Lineage: Eukaryota; Viridiplantae; Streptophyta; Magnoliopsida; Lamiales; Phrymaceae
Biological process (GO): protein dephosphorylation
Source: RefSeq, a predicted model, not a curated record
CCACUGCACUCUCUCUGAUUGAUUCCAUUCUUUCUUCUCCGGGAUCUGCAAUUCUUACGUUCAUCAUCGCUUAAUUAAUUUAAUUUUUUCUGUGAAAUUAAUUCUGUUGGGCUCAAAGAAAUACCCGAUUUCUUACAAUCAAUCAAUCCCCACCGCCAUUGAUUCAUAAAAAAAAUGAUAGGUCUGGGUUUAUCUGCUCUGAUAGGCAUAAAGGCUGCAUCUUUAUUCAUCCUCUUCGCGUAUCUUAGGGUUCUAAGUUUCACUCUUCUCUCAAUCCCCUUCCUCUACGCAUCUCUAGUAUCUCUCCUGGUCGCAAUCGCUUCCCACCCAUCAAUUAAUCUGCCGAUUCUCCUGGGCAAAGGCUCCGAUGGGAGAUUCCCGAUUUGGGCGCUGAUUAUCUUCAGUCCGUACUUGUAUUUCGUUAGGGCUUUUUCAGCUCUCAGAAGGUUUACAAGUGGGGAGGCUCCGUAUACCGAGAUUUCUCAAGGGUUGUUUGUUGGGGGUUGGCCUUACUCCAAUGAUAAGCUGCCACCUGGCAAGCCCGCCAUUGUCGAUUGCACCUGCGAGUUGCCGAGGAAGGAGGAGGUUUCCGGGAGUGCGUACUUGUGCGUUCCCACGUGGGAUACGCGCUCCCCUCAGCCGAGCGAGAUCGAGAGUGCUGUGAAUUGGGCUUGUAGGAAGAGGAAUCAGAAGAUUCCCGUUUUUAUCCACUGCGCUUAUGGUCAUGGAAGAAGUGUGGCAGUAAUGUGUGCUCUGUUAGUAGCUCUUGGGUUGGCUGAAGAUUGGAAAAACGCAGAAAAGAUGAUUAAAGAAAAACGGCCUUUCAUUCGUAUGAAUGCUCUUCACCGCCAAUCCCUCGAAGAAUGGUCAAAGCACCGAUUAUCUCCACUUAAAAGGAGAUAAUCGACUAUUCGCAAUGGAUUUUUUAAUUGAUGUUACCCCAUAUUUCAACACUUUGUUUCUUUGAUGUAUUGCAAUUAAUUUCACUUUCUUCCCUGUAUUUGGAUUGUGUUU